AAAAGACCAACGCAAGCACCAGGCUAGCGAUUUUUCAAUCCGCUGCGAGCAUCGAGACCAUCCAAUCAACACAAUCUAAAGACCACUACCAUCUUAACUACCAAGAAAACUGUGGAAAUCCACCAUGCCCAAGCUCGAAGAGUGGGAGAUUAAGAAGUACUGGCAGAUCUUCAGCGGUCUCAAGCCGGUCAACAACAAACUGAGCGGCGACAAGGUUUCUGUCGUGUUCAAAAACUCACGGCUCGAUCAGGCGCAGCUUGAAAAAGUGUGGGACCUGUCCGACAUCGAUGUGGACGGCCAGCUGGACUUUGAGGAGUUUUGCAUAGCCAUGCGGCUCAUCUUCGACCUUGUCAACGGCAACACGUCGGAGCUGCCUAGAUCACUACCCGACUGGUUGAUUCCGGGCUCGAAGCAACAUCUGGUGCAGGCCAACAGGGCGGUGGCGGGAAACAGCCCCGGUUUCGACACCGACACCGACGAGGAGCUCAUGCUGAGUUCAGACUUCGACUGGUACAUCUCGCCGUCCGAUAAAUCCAGGUAUGAGGACAUAUACGCGUCGUCUGCGGACAGAUUUGGAAGAAUUACGUUCCAGUCGCUUUCGGAACUGUACAAGACGCUCAACGGCGUUCCGGAAACAGAUAUCUCGUUUGCGUGGAAUUUGGUGAACCCUAAGCAAUCGGAAACGAUCGACAAGGACCAGUGUCUGGUUUUUCUGCAUAUCCUGAGCCAGAGGUCCAGCGGCAAGAGAGUUCCAAAGUCGGUGCCUCCGUCGCUGAGAGCUACGUUCAACAGAGAGACACCGAGCUACGAUGUGAACGAUUACCAGGCAGAGGAGCGGAAAAGGCCCAGCAGCACGAAACAGGCUUUUGGCGAGAGCUAUUUGAGCAAAAUCACCGGUUCUUCCAAGAUCCCCACCAACAAGACAGACUUCAGCGCCACAGACGGAACCGACUGGGAGGAAGUGAAGCUGAGACUCGACGACAAGCUGAGUCUGGCCAAAUACGAGUUUGAAAAUCUACUCAAGUACAAGGAGCAGCAGGUGGCCGAGCUGGGAACAGGAAGCGACCUGCAGUCGAUCCGGACCAACAUUGAGGUCGUGCAGAGUCAGGUGAGCCAGCUGGAGUCGUUUCUGGAGCAGAAACGGACCGAGCUGGGCGGGCUUCAGCGGGAGAUCGAGGCCCUGAGAUAA
Messenger RNA from Ogataea polymorpha, 1189 nucleotides. RefSeq lists its product as uncharacterized. The transcript has 2 exons. The record is from RefSeq and is a predicted model, not a curated record. The coding region runs from base 125 to 1189 and encodes 354 amino acids. Gene Ontology annotation, molecular function: protein binding; calcium ion binding. Gene Ontology annotation, cellular component: plasma membrane; cytoplasm. Gene Ontology annotation, biological process: endocytosis; endosomal transport; actin filament organization. NCBI's taxonomy places the organism in Eukaryota, Fungi, Ascomycota, Pichiomycetes, Pichiales, Pichiaceae.